GACUGUGAAAGAAAAAGAACCGUGUGUCGAAGAAGUUUCUGUUGAAUCAGAAAUGGGUUCUUCAUCUUCCGGCAAAAAACGGAAAGGACAGAGAAAGAAAGAAGAAGAAGAAGACAUUAACGUUAACGCUAUCCCGGAGAAUUCGAGAGAAAUCGUACAGGCAAUGAAGGAAAUCAUGAAUUGCUCCGAACAAGAGAUUUACUCAAUGCUUGUAGAAUGCAACAUGAACGCUGACGAAGCCAUUAAUCGUCUUCUUUCUCAAGAUAGUUUUCAGGAAGUGGAGAGUAAACGAAACAAGAAGAAAGAGGCCAAGGAAAAGUCAAGAAUGGGCGAGAGUGUUCCGGUGGAUUUCAAAGAGGUUGUACAGAAUGUGCAGGAAAUUGUGAAGUGCUCAGAAGAAGAGACUAAAAAAAUGCCUGUAGAAUGCAACAUGGAUGCUGACAAAGCCGUGAAUCGUCUUCUUUCUCAAGAUAGUGUUCAGCAAGUUAAGAGCAACCAAGACGAGAAGAAAGAGGACACAUCGGAUUCUCAAAGAGUUGGUAGUAGCAACCAGAAUCGUGAAUUGAGGAAUGGCGGUGAUAAUUAUGUUGGUCAAAGUGGUGGAAACAAGUUUAACUCAGAUGAGACGAGUGAUGUGCAAGGAAUUCUUAAUCAUUUGGCUGGUUCAUCUACUACAGACAGUAUUCUUGGUCCCGCUCCUCCAUUGAACAGAAAUGUAUUAAAUGUUGAAACUAAGAGAAUGCCAACAAGCUCAGGUGAAGCAGUUCCUUUGUUAUCUGUGCCAUCUUCUAGGUUGAUACCUGCUUGGGGAUGUGGUACCUCUGGUCAGAAAACAAUGGCUGAUGUUUUGAAGAUGGGUUUAGCUUCAUCAAACGAGAGUGUAACUAAAGCUCCUGUCAAGGAUGAUUGUCCCUUACCUGAGAGGCCAAAUGAGUCAGCUGCUGCUAGAAGAGAUCAACUUCGAGAGUCUCCAUCGGUAUCUAACCAAAACUUGUGCGAUGAUGAUUUUGCUUGUCCAUUGUCUAACUCAGUUAUUGAGUCUGCUGCUGGAGAAGAUCAACUUGGAGAGUCUACUUCAGUAUCCAACCAAAAUUUUCGUGAUGACGACCAUGGAGGCUCACAGUUGUUGUCUGACAAUCACAGUAACAAAAAUGAUGUGACUGAAUUUGAACACAAUCAAAACAAAGAUCCACCGGUGUCUGUUGUCACCAGUUUACUGCAACUCCCUACAGAGAAUGAUGAGCCGGAAGCACCGGUUAAAGAGUUACAGCAUUUGAGAUUUGGUAAUUAUGGUUCUGGGAUGAAUGGAUCUGUUGUUGUGAAGAUGGGCAUAGCUUCAUUAAAAGAGAGUGUAACUAAAGUUCCUCUCAAGGAUGAUUGUCACUUACCUGAGAGGCCAGAUGAGUCUGCUGCUAGAAGGGAUGAGUCUGCUUUGUCUACUGCAGAAUUUAUCCACAACUUGCGUGUUGACGAUGUUGCUUGUCCGUUGUCUAACUCAUUUGUCGAGUCUGCUGCUAGAGGAGAUCAAUUUGGAGAGUCUACUUCUUCAAUAUUCAACCAAAGAUUUCGCGACGAUGACUAUGGAGGCUCACAGUUAUUGUGUGACAACGACAAUAACAAAAAUGAUGAGACUUACCUAGUGCAAAGACGUUCAUUUAUUGAGUCUGCAUCGGUAUUCAAACAAAACUUGCGGAACUUACGGGAUGACAGUGUUACUUAUCCAUUAGCUACCUCAUAUGAUGCUGAAAGAGAACAAUUUCUCAAGUUUACUCCAGAAAUUAUCCAAAACUUGCGGGUUGACGAUCUUGCUUCUCAGUUGUCUACCUCAUUUAUUGAGUUUGCUGCUAUUUCAGCCAAAGAUCCACCAGCGUCUGUUGUCACCAGUUUACAGCAACUCUCUACAGAGAAUGAUGAGCCGGAAGCAUAUGUUAAAGAGUUAAAGCAUUGGAGAUUUUGUAGUUUUGGUUCUGGGAUGAAUGGAUCUUGCCAACCCAGCGGUCUCCCAUCACGGUUCUUGGAUGAUGAUGACUCAGAAGAUAUAUCUGAUUUUGCAGAUGAUUUGUCGUUAAGUUACCUGAACACAAGAGAUGGUGAGUUCCAUGAAGAUGAAGAACAACGACUACGGAUUAAUGCUGCUAAUGGUCAGAUAGAACCUACUCAAGAAAAUCAAUACGAGUCUUCAUCUGCUAGAGAUUUCGUAUUUGAUAAUAGGCAGCUGUUGAAUCCUGUGGUGGCUCCUUUAAGCCUUCAGAUGCAGAAUAUUAAUACCUUCCCUGCUAUGCGUCAACAAGCAUACACAAGGGAACCGGAUCCUCAGUUCUCGGCUUCUCCUCACAAUCAGUCAAUGCCUACUACAUCUUCACUUUGUCCUAGGCUAUUGGGUUCAGUGACUGAGGUGCUACUAAACGCUUCUAUCAGUGAACCACAUAUGAAUCAACAAGCCAUGAACCACCAUUACUCUCAGCCUAUGGUUCCUUCAGGGAAUAAUGGUAAUAUGAUGAACUAUCCGUACUCUCAGACAACAGAGAAUGACACCUACAACAGGUCACCAUCAGCAUUUCACCAACAUGGUGGUCGUAACAACAGCAGUUACCAUCUUAGAUCUUUAACUGCACCGCUUCCUCACUACAGAAACAGUGUUCUUUCUCCAUAUGCUGUUCCUUUUGUUCCUUCCACUCACAGUUCCGCUUACGGUUCCACUAAUGGUUCGACUCAUGGUUUUGGCGUGUUGAUUGAUAACGCUCCAAACUUGAGGUUUGAGUAUGAAGAUGACUUCCACUCACAGUUUAGCAAUCACUUGGCAACACUUCAGCAUCAGAAUGGGACCUCAAGUAUGUGGACUCCUCAAGGACUCAACGACUCAGGAAGCACUUAUUACAGGUUAUACUCGGGUCCUCAGAAUCAGCAGUCACAGAGUUUGAGACAUAGCCAACAACAACAGCAGCAAGAACCAGAGCAGACUUGUAGAAGGAUUGGCUAAGAAAAUGUGGCUUUUGCUUUAACUAACCAUUCUUUGUAGUAUUUGUUAAUAUGCCUUAGCCUUAAGGAAAGCUCAAAUAAUAAUAUUUUCUGAUU
This is a messenger RNA of Arabidopsis arenosa, 3075 nucleotides long. NCBI's taxonomy places the organism in Eukaryota, Viridiplantae, Streptophyta, Magnoliopsida, Brassicales, Brassicaceae. The record is from the annotation of a GenBank genome assembly.